CGCAACAUGCACCGUCAUCUCCUGCGACUCGCAAUUCGCCUUGACGACCUUUGCGCACCCUUUUCACUUUUUUUGCCGCUGGCAACAUCCAUCCCUCGCAGACCCAGCAGGACUCCCCUUCGACUGGCUCGCUGGUAUAUGAGACGCUUCACCUGGGCGCAGAUCGAGGCUUGUGUGCAUGCAGCAUCUCCGCGCCUAGACGGAGCUGCAGCGCGAGGAAGCCAUUGGGUAUGAAGUUGUGUGCGGCGCUCAUUUCAAGGUAGCACGCACGGCAUACUCUACCAUCUCGAUUCGCGCUCCACGCUCCACGCUCCACGCUCCACGCUCCACGCUCCACGCUCCACGCUCCACGCUCCACGCUCGAAGAGCCCCGCUUGCGCGUUGCAGAAGAGAUGGGCAAUACGACGAGCUCGAGUGGAGCGGUUGGGUCGCGCUUGCCUCCCAAUGUGGGACUGGGCAAUCUGAUACAGGAAGCGGAUGGGGAGCUGCAGUACGAUCAGAGUAUGGGCUCUUCGCGCUUCUUGAGAGCAGCUCGAGCGAAGCAUAGACAUGGUCAAGUGGUGGUCAAAGCGUACCUCAAGCCGGAUGCUUCCAUGUCUCUCAGACCAAUGAUGCAGCUCCUCAAAAUCGAGAGGGAAGCGCUGGCAGAUGUGCCUCACGUGCUGACCUAUCAAAAGGUGGCGGAGACGAGCACAGCGGGAUACGUGCUGCGUCAGUGGCUGGCGCACAAUCUCUACGAUCGUAUCAGCACGCGGCCAUUCUUGACGACGAUUGAGAAAAAGUGGAUCACCUAUCAGCUGCUGGUCGCCCUGCGAGAUGUGCACGCUAGAAAGAUGUCUCACGGCGAUCUCAAGUGCGAGAACAUCCUCAUCACGUCCUCCCUCAACGUCUACGUCACCGAUUUCUCGUCCUCUUUCAAGCCAUGCUACCUACCACUCCAUGACCCGGCAGAUUUCAACUAUUUCUUUGGCACCUCGGGCCGUCGAACAUGCUACGUCGCACCGGAGCGAUUCUACAAGGAGACAGAGCGACUGCCGCCAAGCAGCGAAUCUACAGCACCCGCACGAGAGGGCCGAUUGGGGCACUCGAGCGCAAAGGAGAGCCGUCAAGAUGCGCAGGGCGCCGUGACGGAGGUCAGCCUCGAGCGCUUUACGGGCGUAACGGAGCAGAUGGAUGUUUUCUCCAUGGGCUGCGUUCUUGCAGAGUUGUGGAGGGAUGGAUCUCCGACGUUCACCCUCACCCAGCUCUUCAAGUAUCGCGAAAAGCAAUACGACGUUGAGCAAGCGCUAUCGGAGGUACAGGACGCGGACAUUCGGACUCUGAUACGCUGCAUGGUUCAGCUUUCGCCCUCUUCCCGCGGCUCAUUUGAUGACGCACUGCGUCGAGCUAGAGGCAACGCGCUGCCAGAAAUUUUCUACUCCUUCAUGGGGCCAUAUUUGACCGAGCUUCAGAAGCUCUCGGGUCGCGCUACCUCUGUUCGUCAGGAUGCUGCUAGUAGUGCAGCAGCAGCAAUGAGCGCACCGCUGGCACCACCCUCCAAGGCCAACACGCCAACACAAAGCGCUGCUGCGUCUACUUCAGGCAAGCCAGAAGGUCUGCCUGGGAAUGCCUCUUUACAAGUAAGAGCGGAAUCAGACGAACGCAUCGAGCGAUUGUUCGAAGAGUGGUCGGAAAUAGUCCAUCAUCUGGACGGAGGCCGACGUCCAAUCAUGGCAGGCGCAGUCAGUGACGACCCUUUUGGCGAUGCCGACGUCGAAGCCACAUACAAUGCGAACAAGAAUGCCAGAAGCAGGCAAGCGGCCGAACGCGUGCUUCCCAUCCAGCUCAAUAUCCCAGGUCUUGCACCUCAAGCGCUCAGCAGGCGCACGCAUUCGGCGACUACAGACGGACCAGCGUUGUUGAUCCUGACGCCUCUGUUGGCGUCUCUGCGAAGUGCAGUCAGGCCUUCUAGCAAGACGCGAGCAUUGGAGCUUCUUCUCCAUCUCUCGUCCGGCUGGCUGACGGAAGAAGUCAAAUUGGACCGCGUUUUGCCGUACAUGAUUGCGCUCUUGAAAGACGUUGAGAGUGUCCGCGCCUCUGCUGUGCGAGCCAUCGCGCAACUCCUCUUGUUGAUCGACAAGCUGACGCCGGCCAACACGAUCGUCUUUCAAGAGUACCUCAUGCCAAAUCUGCGACGUUUGGCCACAGACGCCUCGCCAAUGGUGCGGACGUUGUACGCAUCGUGCAUUGCCAAGUUGUGCGAAAGCGGGGAGCGCUUCCUGCAAUUAGCACAGGCACUUCGCCUGGAUGGUGACCACGCCUACGAAGAAUUUGGCGGGGAUGCAGCAUGUGAAGACCAAAGUUCGAGCCAAUCGACUUUGGAUCCGCAAGCCGAGGAAGGCAAUUACGACGCGCAGUUGAAUGGCUUGCGAGCCUUCUUCCAAGAGCAAGUCACUACGCUGCUCACUGACACUUCUAUCUCUGUCAAGAGGGCACUUUUGGCCAACAUCGCUCCUCUUUGCUCCUUCUUUGGCACGACCUCGACCAAUGACGUUUUCUUGAGCCACAUGAUCACCUAUCUCAACGACAGAUCGUGGGCAUUGCGGUGUUCCUUCUUCGACGCGAUCGUCGGCGUGGCUCAUGUGGUUGGCCAAGCUAGCUUUGAGGAGUAUAUCCUGCCUCUGAUGCUUCAAGCCUUGUCCGACCCUGAGGAAGCCGUCGUGCUGCAAGUCUUCGAUAGCCUUAUCGAGCUAUUCGGAGCAGAUUCCUCGACGACGACCAACCUCGUGCGUUCUACCGGCGCCACUCGAGAUAUCCAGCAAGCAGAGCACUCGCUGCCCUACCGAGGGCAAGUCGUCUCUCGAGCAAAGCUGUCGGACGUAGUGGGCUGUACAGUGGGAUUUCUGUGUCACCCUAAUUACUGGCUGCGACUGCGAGCCGCGACGCUUCUGGAGCUCACGUGCGCAAAUUCGUCGACGACAGAUGUGUGGGCUCUCAUAUAUCCGCAAAUUCGGCCGUUGUUGCGAGCGGACCUUGCCUGCACCACAGAGUUGGAGCUGCUGCAAUUCGUCAAGACGCCGCUCAGCCGACCUGUCCUCAGCGCAGCCACAAUGUGGGCUGCACGAGUUGGCAAAACGAGCUUCUGGAAGCCGACGGCGGAUUCGCACAAAAAUGGACUUGCUCGGGAAGGCAUUAGCCUAAUUGCUCAAAAGAAGGGGAAGCAUGUUUGGAAAACUGCUUUGCCACGAAGCGAGGAGGACGACGGUUACUUGGACAAGCUCCGCGCGGCUGGGCUGGCACCUGACGACGAGAUCAAGCUGGUAGCCCUGCGCGACUACAUAUGGAAGCUGGCAAGACAGUCGAGCUCUAGGCAAUCCGUUUCCACUGCCACCUCAGGGGAUGAUGGCACCUCUAAGCCAUUGAUUCGCCAGGGCGCUCAAGGCGUGCAGAGCAUCGAAGGUGUAACACCCCUCACUAUUCUCUUCAGUUCUCGCGGCGCUGGAAAGGGCAACGCCGGAACUGGCAAGCUCGAUACGCAGUCCGUCGGUCAAGGGUCCGGUCGAUCGAUGGCACAAGAUUCCUUCUCGAAUCAGAUCGCUCGGAGACGACUGGCAGGCAGUCGCGUUCCGAGUGAGAUGGGUACGCCCUUGGGGCCGCUCGCUGAGCUGAAGAAGAAGUCCAAGGCAGCUGACGAUGCGUCGGAAGCUGCUGAUCUGCUGAGUCGCCGGCAACAAGAGCCUUCACAGGCGAGCCUACCCUCCACGCUGCAAGCCAGUGCGAUGCACGUCAGCCCUCCAUCGUCCGCAUCUGCGGCCCAAGGCGGACUGGGCAUCGGCAAGGCUGCUCCGGCAGUGGGUGCUUCCGCAGCGUUAGCCACCGGCACCAUGUCUGACCUUGCCAUGCGACUGCAAGGGCUCGAUCAGGGCAAAGCAGGAGCCGAGGCGAAUGAAGCUGCCGCCUUCUCUUCCAAUUAUGCGGGUGAUGACCCAUACAUCAAAGCGCAUCUAGAAGCAGCGUACUUUGCCAACUUUCGUGACAGACCGUCCAUCUGGGGUCCUAAUGUUCCGGCAGGCUUUGGUCCUUCAUCACGCCGCCGUGGCAUGCGCGCAGCUUCUGCAACUUCGCGCACUACAAGCUCGGGCGGUAGCAACAGGCGACCGGAGGGGAGCUUAGUGGCCUACUUUACCGAGCACACCGCCUCCGUCAGCGGCAUCGUUGUUUCUCCAGACCAAGCCUUUUUUGUCUCUGGCUCGAUGGAUGGCACUCUCAAAGUGUGGGAUACUGCUCGCUUGGAGAAGAACGUCACUUCGCACUCUCGCGCGACCUAUUCUGCACAGAGCGGCGGAGUCACAGCACUGACGAUACUCGAGGGCACACACUGCGUCGCUAGCGCAUCGAUGGAUGGAAGCGUGCACAUUGUGCGAGUCGACGUCAACGCUGCCUCUUCUUUGCCAAAGUACGGGAAAUUGCGACUUGUCUCGAAUUUCCAACUUUCUCGACCUGGUGAACAUGCGCUAUGUCUUUUACAGAGCUCAGUGACUAGUGCGGUCAGCUCGUCGCAUACGGCAGAGACUGGAAUCGCUACGCUCAUCCUGGGUACCAGCGCUUCGAAAAUCACCAUUCUCGAUCUCCGCACAAUGCAAGUUCUUCAGACGCUGAGCAAUCCUUCGCACUUCGGCCCCAUCACUUGCAUGUGCUCGGACAAAAGAAACAUAUGGUUGCUUGUUGGCACACUCGGCGGGGUACUGGCGCUGUGGGACCUUCGAUUUUCCUUGCUACUCAAGAGCUGGAGAAUUGGGGUUCCAGAGGGCACAGAAGCAGCCAAACGCCUGGAUCAUCAACGAGCGGCAGUCGUGCGCAUCAAUCGUGUCAUUCCCCACCCAAGCAAAGGUAGGGGCCGGCUCGUGCUGGUUGCGUUCGAGAGGAUAGGCGACCAUUCAGCUGGGCGGGCAGCCGCGCAAGGAUACUCGAUUGCAGAUAUCGGAACGCCGGAGGCCGCUGCUGCGACUGCGGAUCCGAUGGUGGAGAUUUGGGACAUUGACAAGUGCCAGAAGGUGGAGAGCUUUGAUGUGACGAGCGAUCGCAAACCAGGUAACGGACAGCGCAGCCAAGCCUCAACAAGUUCGGAAGAAGCUCAGCAGCGAUCACUGCGGCAUGUGCGAGGGGGCAGUGCGGACGGGACAGAGGCAAAAGGAGCACAGUCCCUCACACCGUUGCAAAGCGCAGCAAGCGGCCCUCACGCUGGCGGUCUAGGCAGCGCCGCUCAAGCCAUCGAACGCUUCGUGAAGUUGCAGGAAGCAUCGCUCGAAGCGCGAACGACCGCGCCUUCCCAACUGGAUGCGGAGGCCACCUCUGCGCACGCGGAGGUCGCAGCAGCGUCUUUGCAAGACGUUGCCACGCAGGUCCCCAGCGCCAAGGCUCUCUACGUCUCGUUGGAAGGCUACACUUCUAGCGCGCCCGCCUCGCACGUGCCUGGCGGGUGGGUCGAUGCGGGUAAACUGGCCAGCGACGAAGCGCAAACGAAUGAGUACAGCGGCCCAACGGGCACAGCGCAACGCGAAGGUCCGGCGGGCUACAUGCUGAGCGGUGGUGCUGAUCGGACUUUGCGAUUUUGGGAUCUUGGAAGAGUGGAGAAGAGCGUUUCCUUUGCCAGUGGAGAAGAGCGCGGAGAAUUUUGGUCGCACACCAGCACGUCCGAUGGCGCGCCAGUGACUCUACACAUCCACACACUCCCGCAAUCGCAGCACAAGCAGAGAACAAAUUCGAGCGGAGGCGGCGGAAGCCAUUCGAGCGCAGCUGCUCAGAAAUCCACUGCACCUGCCCGUUCGCCUCUACUGACGCACCAGCAGACGGAAGCUCAGAGUCUCAUGAGGGCUCACAAAGACGCUAUCACUGCUUUGAACGUCAUCGAGUCGCCAUUCCGAUGCGUCGUCGCGGGAGAUGCGAGCGGAACGAUCCGAGUGUGGGAGUAGACGCUGUGGACUUUGCCAUGGACCAGACCCCUUGCGUUUCCACUGAUGCGUACACUCCUGCCCAUGCACAUAUAAUACUACACGUUCCUUUUGCGCUUCUGAUCACAUCUCGUUGACACGCCUGCUGUUCCUGCGUCCUCGCAAGCGCGUUUCUCUAAGCCCUCUCGAUUCACCACACUUUCGUCACCAUGGCUCAUGCUGCACCGGCUCCGUGUUCGAAUGACACACAUAUCG
This is a messenger RNA of Ceraceosorus guamensis, 6185 nucleotides long. RefSeq names its product WD40 repeat-like protein. The record is from RefSeq and is a predicted model, not a curated record. Lineage: Eukaryota; Fungi; Basidiomycota; Exobasidiomycetes; Ceraceosorales; Ceraceosoraceae. Gene Ontology annotation, molecular function: protein binding; protein serine/threonine kinase activity; ATP binding. The transcript has 9 exons. Gene Ontology annotation, biological process: protein targeting to vacuole; late endosome to vacuole transport; protein phosphorylation. Gene Ontology annotation, cellular component: phosphatidylinositol 3-kinase complex, class III, type II; phosphatidylinositol 3-kinase complex, class III, type I; nucleus-vacuole junction. Bases 393 to 5951 code for a protein of 1852 amino acids.